This is a messenger RNA of Dicentrarchus labrax (European seabass), 3978 nucleotides long. Its product is annotated as kelch repeat and BTB domain-containing protein 11. The transcript has 2 exons. Lineage: Eukaryota; Metazoa; Chordata; Actinopteri; Moronidae. The coding region runs from base 475 to 2397 and encodes 640 amino acids. Gene Ontology annotation, molecular function: protein binding. The record is from RefSeq and is a predicted model, not a curated record.
CCCCCACCUCCUUCCUCCCUACCACUUCCACCGGAGGAUAUUACUUUGCGACGGCUGAUCUGGAGAGGAGGUGCGACCUGAAGUGACUGAUCGUCGCCCUCCGCCUCGCAGUCCGCCGCUGAUCCCGGGCAGGUCUCCGCGGUGCAGGAGGAGCGGGGUGGAGCAGCAGCGGAGCGGGUCGAGAGAGAAAAGGUGAACGGAUGGGAUCGACCCGAUGGGACUGUCGGUGAAGUGAAAGCCAUCCAACGUGGGGGGAGCGCAACCCGGCUGGUUUCAUCGGGAUUGCGCCCGUUUUACGUAACUGAGCUUUCGUGGAGGGACCGGCAGGGAAACUGCUGGUACCGAGCUGUUCAAUCACAGCGAGGAAACGCAGGUGAAGGGAGAGGAGUGCAGUCACAAGUUCGUCCAUCUACUCUCCACCCACCCAGCAUGAUCGGCGAAGGCGCAGUCUCCCAUCGCCAGUGAGUAGUCGAGAUGAACGAGGGCCACAGGCAGGGAGGAGGGGCUAUCACUGUGGAGGCUGAUGUCAUCCUCCAUGCCGUGAACCCUGACCUUGUCACACCUCCGGACAAAAGUGGGAGUCUAUGUCCAGGUUACGUCCAAGGGUUCCUGCAGGGCGAGCAGGAUUUCAGCCCCCCUCCGGUGUUUGAGAAGGAAUACCUGUUGGAUGGAAGACUGAUGGAGAACAACCACGUCGACCAUCAGAAGGGUAACGGCUCGUACGUCCCGAGAGCUGAUAAAUUUCACCUCCCCAACAAUAAGCCAGCUCCGGAUCUCCCUCCUCACGCUGACUCCGCUGUGGCCAAUCACAUCGCUGGCAUGCAGCAAAAUUGUGCAAGAAGUGAAAUCCACAAUGGCGCCAGAGCUAAACUGUCUUACAGUGCAGAUUCCUCCAUAUGCUCGCCUAACCAAGCCAAACAGGAAACUGAUUGGUCAGUCCUAAAAUCAGACCUCGAGCGCAGGGACAGCAGCCAGGAAGCUGAAAAUACACAGUCUAAGAAAGAGCCCGAUUUAGUCAUCGAAGUCGGCGGGCAGACGAUCAGCGCUCACAAGUCUGUCCUGGCAGAGAAGAGUGACUACUUCAAAGCACGUCUGUCACGAGACAUCCUCAAAGUGAAGGGCUUGAGCUACAAAACUUUGUCUACGUUGAUAGACUAUGUUUACACUUCUCAGAUGAAUGUUUGCAAGGACAAUGUAGUAGACGUCAUCACGGGGGCUAAAAUCCUCCAGAUCCCCUGUGCCGUCCAGGCGGCCAUGGACUCCAUGUCCGCACAAAUCACUGCAGAGAACUGCUACGAGAUCCUGACCAUUGCCAAAAAGCAGCGACUCAGUGAACUGAAAGAGACUGCCUACGGAUUCAUGAGCGACAACUUCCUCCAGAUCCUCAAAGACCCCGCUGUUUACGGGCGCCUGACUGGAUCUGAGCGGGAUCUGAUCCUGAAGAAGAGAAUGGAGGGGAGGCAGACUCUGAUGGUGGCAGAGAUAAACGAUGUGUUUGAUCGCGUUGGGAGCCGGCCGCCGAGCCGGUGCGGGAGCCGGCCACAGAGCCCGCUGUCGGUUGGGUCUUUGGAGGAGAAUCAUAUGAUCUACUACUUUAACGAAACAGCAAAUGACUGGAGACCUUUGACUGCGAUGCCUGAGGACAUAAACACUAAAGGGUGUGGGAUCUGCACCAUGUAUAACUACCUGUUUGUGGCAGGGGGAAUAAAGGGCUACGGGGAAAAGGGCAAAGUUUCAGACAAGGUCUUCUGUUACAACCCCAUAACCAACCUUUGGACUGAGGUCAGACCUCUGAUCCAAGCUCGUGCCCAGCUUAAGCUUGUGUCCAUGGAUGGCUACUUAUACGCCAUUGGAGGGGAAUGUUUGUUUACAGUGGAAAAAUAUGACCCUCGCAUGGACCGCUGGACCACAGUGGCCCCCUUGCCCAAGGGAGCCUUCGCAGUGGCCCAUGAAGCCACAACCUGCAGCGGAGAGCUUUACGUUUCAGGAGGCUCCCUUUUCUACCGCCUUCUUAAGUAUGACCUCAAGAGGGACGAGUGGCAGGAGUGCCCCUACAACAACAGCAGGAAGAAGUCCACAGACAUGGUGGCCAUGAAGAGCUUCAUUUACCGCUUCGAUGUCAACCGUGAGCAGGGGAUCACCGUGUUCAAGUACAACACCAUAGUGAAAAUGUGGCACGAUUGCGCAUCGCAGAGGCUCGGAAGUCACUUACCAUUCAGGUGUGCCGUUAUCGGGAACUGCAUCUACUGUGUGAACAAAAGCCAGACUCUUCAGUUUGUAGUGGAGGAGGAGAGCGCCUACUUUGUCGAGGAGCCGCUGAAAGCGCCUCUGGAGGCAAAAGGCGUUCUUUUUCCUUUUGUUCUCGCUUUGCCUGAAAAGCCUGAAAAGGUUACAUAGUAUGUGUGUGUGGGAUCCAGAGUAACACAAUAAAUGUGUCAUAGCAGAACUGGAAUAAGCAGAAGACCUUAUAUACAUCUUCAGUGUCAGCUUUCUCUCUCAGUGUCUCAUUGCCUGCUUACAAUGAAUCUGUGUAUUUGCAUGGCAAUGUAAUGUGUCUGCAGGGUUAAGCCUUAAAAGGAAAAUUUUUUGUUUUUGUGUUGAAUGAAUGCAACAAUAUUUGUACCCGACUGUAGAUAAUGACACAAUGACAGUGACCGUAGGUUAUUUUGUGCAUUUUCUGUGUUCAGUUUGAUUUGGUGCACUUUUGUAGUUAGAAUAGAUAUUAUUUAGAACAUAUUAACUAGUUGACCGGUGACUUUGGUAACAAAAACAAGUGUUUUGUUGGAAGUUGUAUAAAAAAACAAACAAUGGAAGCAGUUGUAGUGCGCUUUAUGAACGAUGCAACACAGGUUCUAUGCAAAUGAGACAGAAUGUACAGGAGGGUCUGCUGUAAUGCUGUGCUAUUUGACAGCUACUAUAAUAGGAAUUGUAAUUCAGGGGAUGUUUUCAGUCAAAGCAAAUUCCGCAUGUCAACUUGGUACCUCCAUGAAACAAAACAACAAAAAAACAACAUCAGAAAUAUUAUACAAGAGGAUUAUUGUAAACCGAAUAUGAAUAGAAUGCUAUUUUGCUCAUAGUGUAUACUCACAGUUCCUACAUUUAGCACAUUUGCCAAAGAUAAAUAAAAAUUCUUGUCAGGCUAAAAUAAAUGCAUCAAAACUGACCAAGACCUUCACAUCUUUUGUGGAUUAAGUUCCUUAUAAAAAGUGUUCCUCUGACCUCACCAGUUGAGUUAAAAAAAAAACUAAAGCAAUAGUUGUUUUUUUGUAAGAGGAAGGGCAUCAUGUUUGCUGCUACAGGCACUUUCUGGGAAGUUAAGGAGAAAGCGAGCCACUCACAAUACACAAAGAUGCAUCUCUUAUCUGUCUUUCCCUGUAUGUGUUUGAGGAAACAGCAACGGACUCAGCUGCUAAUAGGUUUCUUCACUGACUAGGGCCAGUCCAUCCUUCAGGUCAAUGGUUAAAUCAGAUGCUAGAGUGCUGCAGCAUGGUCAGGCCAUGACCCUGACUGCUUCCACAUAUACAAUAUCCUACUGUCAUGACACUAACAAACCAUGUCCUUCUUGCAUCUGUGCACAGUAAUAUGCCAACUUUUGCUCUAAGUUCCCUUCUUUUAGACAUUUCACAGUAUUUGUUUGCUGCUGCAAUAACACAGUGGGAGUUUUGUAUGGAAGCUAAUGCUGAUAUAUUCUUGGAACAACUUGCUUUUUGAUAAUGUUUGUAGAAAUGUCUCCAAGCAUUCAACGUGACUAGGACAAAAUGGAUGUGGUUUUGAUAUUUUGCUGGCUGGCGUCUGUAUUUUUGUGAAAUUUUGUAUGGAUUGGGUAGUUUUGGAUCUGCUGCUGUGAUGGACAGUAAAGUAACGCAAUGCUGGCUUCCUGUUCAAGGUAUAUGGAGUGGGCUAAUGAAUUAGCUGUUGGAUAAUGUAUAUCAGUCAGAACUAAGUGCUUCAAAUAAAAUAUUUUGUGUCUGAAAAUGA